GAAGUUAGCGAGAACGUCAACUGUCGGCCGUCCGUUCCGUCGGUAAGAACGUGUGUAUUUUAACAUUUGACAGAUGUCGUUUGCAGUCUAUCGCGAGCAUUGUAUUCCACACAUGAUUUGUCAAGCAAAGCAAGAAAGGUGUAUGUGAAUGGGUCAUUACUCCAUCGAUAGAUUUCCCAAUUUGGAAUGUAUAGUUCGGCGAUUGGAUUAAAUUUUCGAAAGCUUUGUAAAAUGGCUGGUGCUAAAUUAGAAGCAGUUCCAAGUGUAGAUAUUGAGGAAGGAGUCUUUAAAUAUGUAUUAAUAAAAGUGUACGGAAAUGAUGAUUCUCUAAAUAAAAAUAUUGUAAGGGGAUAUGCGGACUGUCAGUGGCAUUCCGAUAUAUACGACCGAGCUAGCGAAUCCUGCAAAGGAUUAGGAUUAGAAACAGAAUGUCUUGGCGGUGGUCGCAUUGAACACAAUCCGAAUUUGAAAUUAAUAAAGGUGUAUGGCUACUCCCAGGUUGGGUUUGGAAAGGCGGACCACGCGGAAACUAGGAGAUUAUUGCUGGAUAAAUUUCCACUAUAUAGCGUUGAAAUAUCCGACGACGGUUAUUAAUUCAGUUUAGAUUUCAUACAGAUAUAUUGAGAUUUGAAAAUAAAUGUUAUAUUAUUUAGAAAAAAAUUUAUUAUGGAUAUAUAUUUGAACAUAUCCGUAAUUGGUUAUUACYCUUAUUACUCCUCCGAACUUCCGUCAGUUUAAUUGAAGUUAAAGCAAUUCAAUAUUAAAUAGUGCAAUAGUAACUCCAUUUCCAUAUAUAAUUUUUUUUGUAAUCCAGUUAUUCAUACAAUAAGGAAAUAGUGCAAGCAAAGCAAAAAAUAAAUGUUAAUUUAAACGAAUAAAAAUAAAUUAAAAAGAAAGAUUAUACCGUCAAUAAAAUAUUCAUUAUCGUUUGAACAGCAACGCAAAAUCUUUCAGAUAAAUCUCGGUGUUGGGUUUGCGCGCCCGAAGGCAACUUAUACAAAAGGGAGUUCUAUGCGAAUGAAUAAUCAUCGGUGAUGCGGCUAAUUGAAUGGUGCGUCUUUGCAGCUGUGACGCGCCACAGCUUACUUUGUGUCUGCACCUCGGCAUCUAGAAAAUUAAAAUAUAAAAAUUAGCUUACGUUUUAUUUUGUWAAUGUAAAACUGCAUUAGUUACUUUAUCGUGUAUAGCCUUUUCAAUGGCAGUGAGACGGUCAUCAACACCACUUCUGAGUUUUGCUACCAGGGUCUCAAUGGCUUCUGAAUAAUAUCUGAAAUACAUAAAUGUAUUUUCUUUAAGUAAAUAAUAAUAUAUUUAUAUAUUAAUACGUUAUAGCUGCCACCAGACAGUAUCACAAUUUUUGAAAUUUUUUCUGAGGAGCGCAAAGGAGAUUAUAACAUUUUUUUAAGGGGUU
Bactrocera latifrons is the source of this 1411-nucleotide messenger RNA. RefSeq names its product sex-regulated protein janus-A-like. The transcript has 4 exons. Lineage: Eukaryota; Metazoa; Arthropoda; Insecta; Diptera; Tephritidae. The record is from RefSeq and is a predicted model, not a curated record. Bases 187 to 594 code for a protein of 135 amino acids. Gene Ontology annotation, molecular function: protein histidine phosphatase activity. Gene Ontology annotation, cellular component: cytosol. Gene Ontology annotation, biological process: peptidyl-histidine dephosphorylation.